Paramormyrops kingsleyae is the source of this 2212-nucleotide messenger RNA. RefSeq names its product gamma-aminobutyric acid type A receptor subunit alpha3 (gene gabra3). Gene Ontology annotation, biological process: monoatomic ion transmembrane transport. Lineage: Eukaryota; Metazoa; Chordata; Actinopteri; Osteoglossiformes; Mormyridae. The record is from RefSeq and is a predicted model, not a curated record. Gene Ontology annotation, cellular component: membrane. Gene Ontology annotation, molecular function: GABA-A receptor activity; extracellular ligand-gated monoatomic ion channel activity.
CUUUAGCAAACACUUCAAAAUCCUCCGGACAAAUAAGAAUUGCUGGGAAAACUAGUUGGACGCGACAGGAAAACACGCUGCGCCAGACAGGCACUGAAACAAGAGAUCCCGGGAAGAAUAAAACGGCAAAAACCGGGGGAUUCUGUUUUUUUUUCCUGGAGCGGGAGCAGACUCGCCAUGGCCGGGCCGCUUCAGAAGCUCAUCUCAGUCGUCCCCGGCGUCUGGAUCUUGCUGAUACUCCUCAGUCGGUGCGGCCAGACCGGGUCGGUGGUUGGGCACAAGGAGCCAAUUCCUGAUGACAGCAAGGACAACAUCACAAUCUUCACCAGGAUUCUGGACAGGCUGCUGGACGGCUACGAUAACCGGCUGCGACCCGGUUUGGGAGAAACUGUGACUGAGGUGAAGACGAAUAUCUACGUCACCAGUUUCGGCCCGGUGUCGGACACGGACAUGGAAUACACGAUCGACGUGUUCUUCCGUCAGAGCUGGAGGGACGAGCGGCUGAAGUUUGACGGCCCCAUGCAGGUGCUACCCCUCAACAACCUCCUGGCCAGCAAGAUCUGGACGCCUGACACCUUCUUCCACAACGGCAAAAAGUCGGUGGCCCACAACAUGACCACGCCCAACAAACUGCUCCGGCUGGUGGACAAUGGGACGCUUCUCUACACCAUGAGGUUGACCAUCCACGCCGAGUGUCCCAUGCACCUGGAGGACUUCCCCAUGGACGCCCAUGCCUGCCCGCUCAAGUUUGGAAGCUAUGCCUAUACCAACAAUGAAGUAGUUUACAUCUGGACCAAAGGGGAUGAGCGCUCCGUCGCUGUGGCAGAGGACGGCUCGCGGCUCAAUCAGUACGACCUGCUGGGCCACGUCAUCGGCAAGGAGACCAUCAGCUCCAGCACAGGAGAGUACAUAGUGAUGACAGCCUAUUUCCAUCUGAAAAGGAAGAUCGGCUACUUUGUCAUACAGACCUACCUCCCCUGCAUCAUGACCGUCAUCCUGUCCCAGGUUUCCUUCUGGCUGAACCGGGAGUCCGUCCCAGCACGCACCGUCUUCGGUGUCACCACUGUGCUCACCAUGACAACCCUCAGCAUCAGCGCUAGGAACUCGCUGCCCAAAGUAGCCUACGCCACGGCCAUGGAUUGGUUCAUGGCCGUCUGCUACGCCUUUGUCUUCUCGGCGCUCAUUGAGUUCGCCACCGUCAACUACUUCACCAAGAGAAGCUGGGCCUGGGAUGGCAAGAAGGAGGCUCAGGAAAUGAGGAGAAGGGAGUCCGCCUCCCUCUCCAAGAAAGCCAACAACACGUUCAACAUAGUGGGGACGACCUACGCCAUCAACGUGGCAAAGGACCCGGGCUUGACCACCAUCGCCAAGAGCGCCACCGCGGUGCCCGUGAAGAUGCCCAAGGUGGAGGAGCACAUGGUCGAGGCCAAGAAAUCCUACAACCGCGUCAGCAGAGUGGAUAAGAUAUCACGCAUCAUCUUCCCCGUCCUGUUCUUCAUCUUCAACUUGGCUUACUGGGCGACGUACGUCAACAGGAAGCCAAUCAUCAUGAGGUCGAACCCGCAGAAGUAAAUCCACGACAGGAGAACCCCAUGAAGCAGAUUGCGAGCGGCCAAGUGUCGCCAGCUACUUCCUAACGUAUAUGAAUUUGACUUCAUUUUGAUAUUUGCAAGAUUACAUAGGUUUAGGCAUAAACGAUGUAGAGUCACAUAAAUAUAUCUGGACGUUUAUUUGUCGUUUCGUUUAUUUGUCGUACGAGAAACCUUCAUCGGGUGUUUCGUUUCUGUCCUAGCUUCCUCUGACCUAGCUAGCAGCUGCAAAACAUGAAGGGGAACACUGUACUUCUAUUCUAUACACAAAGCUUUUUUUUUAAUCAUUUGAAGAGACGUUCAAGUGCCACAAUGUUACUCUGCCAACAGGGGGCGCCUCAUGAGGCCCGCAUGGUCCCUGGGCGCCCUCCUCUGUAGCCAGCACUUAUAGCAGUCAGGCUGCCUGUAGAGAAGCUGUAGGAGCAUCCUCAGUAGCCAUCACCGUCUGGCCGGGUCCGGCCCGGUGCUGUCGUGACGCCUGGAAUUACUUUCGUCUCCCGUGGACCCGUCUGUGUGUUUUCCGGCCCAGUGGUUCUCAUUGUGUUGAAACUCUUCAGUGUGCUCGGUGCAAAGAAGAGAGAGAGAGAGAGAGAGAGGGAAGGAGAGAGAGAGGGAGGGAGAGA